GCCAUCUGCCUCGGGGACGUGGAGAGGCUCUACAGGUACUGCCACGUCAAUGUUCCCGACGAGCUGCUGCGGGACUUGCUCCCGGGACCGGUGACCCUGGUCUUACAGCGUUCAGAAGAGCUGAAUAAAGACUUGAAUCCGUUCACAUCGCUGGUUGGUGUUCGCAUUCCAAACCACCCCUUCAUGAGGGACCUGGCUCGCGCCUGCUCGGGACCGCUGGCUUUGACAAGCGCCAACAUCAGCUCCCAGGGCAGCACCCUGACUGUGCUGGAAUUCCAGGAUUUGUGGCCUCAGUUGUCCUUGGUCAUUGAUGGAGGUCCCAUAGGAGACAUCCAGAGCCCAGAGUGUCGCUUGGGAUCAACUGUGGUUGACUUAUCUGUGUCAGGGAAAUUCUCCAUCAUCCGGCCUGGCUGUGCACUGGCGCCCACAGUUGAAAUCCUGAAGGAGAAGUAUGGCUUGGUACCAGAACCUUCCUAAUGCUUGGGACUGGGAGCUGUUGGAGCUGGGCACUGUGUGCCUGUGCACUCAGGAGUGGGUGAUCAUGGCCUUGUUUAAUAAGGUCGAUGGGUUAUGUCAAGGUAAAUAAAAAAAGAUUUAAAAAAGAAA
Cyanistes caeruleus (blue tit) is the source of this 606-nucleotide messenger RNA. It is a transcript of the gene YRDC, whose product is annotated as yrdC N6-threonylcarbamoyltransferase domain containing. Gene Ontology annotation, cellular component: cytoplasm. Lineage: Eukaryota; Metazoa; Chordata; Aves; Passeriformes; Paridae. The record is from RefSeq and is a predicted model, not a curated record. Gene Ontology annotation, molecular function: tRNA binding; double-stranded RNA binding; nucleotidyltransferase activity. Gene Ontology annotation, biological process: regulation of translational fidelity.